CCCCAUCCGCCGCCAGCAAUCCCUUUCUCUUUCCCGGGCGACCGCCGACAGACUCCAUCGCUCCACCUCGUGCACCGACGCCACCACCCGACACCGUGGUCGUCUCCCGCGGGGAGUGGGGCGAGGAGUCUCGGCAGUAGGAGUAUUUCGCUCGUUUCGUCCGUCGCUCACACCCGCAGUCCUCCACGAUCCUCUAGCGCCUGGAUCCGCCCCGCCCCGAUCCAUUCACUCCGGGCAAGAUUUGCUCCCCAAUCCCUAUCGCAUCUGUGCAUCCUCCUCCGCUACCAUCCCGUCAAGAUGAAGCUUUCCUUCCUGAGACACAGAUUCGAGGUCUCUACCUCCCGUCAUGGUGGAGUUCCUCAGCGCCUUACAAGGGCAGAUGGGCGUCAAGGCUUCUUGCCUCGACCAUUCUCUGGUCUGCUGCGCCCACUAUGCACGUCGCCGGCGAGGAGAGCCCAUCAACAUUGCACCAGCGUGUACCCACCGGCACCUUCGGGACUUGAUAGAAUUUGUGGAUCUGCAUUGGCGUGCGCACCACGCAGCCGCCGAUGGGAGGAGUGCUAUCGCCGACGUCCCGGUGUCACUCGCGCUGGGAGCCGUCUCCAUCCGUUCGUUCGGGUUCGUGCACCUUUGCCUUUGGCCAAAGCCGCAGGAGCCAGGCCGCGAGAAGCCGUCCAAGAUCGCGUUCCCGCAACCGCCGUUCUUGGAGGGGAGGCCGCGGUCGCCGCUGGUGUAGGGAUCGUCUCAUCAUGCCCUGAAGCCGCUGCGGCGGGGUUGAGCACACCUUUGAUGCUUCAUGCCAAAGCCAACCCUCUGGGCUGGUGUUCUUUAGAUGGGGCGGCUGAAUCAAAGAUGCAUAGCUGGAUGGUGGCCAAGGCCGUGGGUGAUUAGCUCUGUUUGGUGCUCCUACUGUCCCGUUGUGUUGUUGGCAUGCUUUAUUGGGAUAUCUUGCUGUUUGUUUUGUCUUCGGGUCCAAGAUGCCAGUUUAGUAAAUCUUUUGGUUUCCUGCUGCGCACAUUUUUCAAAUCUUUCACUAAUCAAUAUAGACAAUGUAUACGUUUCAAGUAUUUGCAUGUGUAAAUGAUCAGCACCCAGUUACAAAUAUAAAAUCAUGCUCCUGCUGUAGAACUCUUUGUUAGCAAGUUAGAUUGUCUCUUAUAUGAAGUAUAAAUACUAUGAUUUUGUCCACGUUUCAGGGAAAUACAAU
Messenger RNA from Lolium perenne, 1207 nucleotides. NCBI's taxonomy places the organism in Eukaryota, Viridiplantae, Streptophyta, Magnoliopsida, Poales, Poaceae. The record is from RefSeq and is a predicted model, not a curated record.